Messenger RNA from Acanthamoeba castellanii str. Neff, 1245 nucleotides. Its product is annotated as Fbox domain containing protein. The coding region runs from base 1 to 1245 and encodes 414 amino acids. Gene Ontology annotation, molecular function: protein binding. Lineage: Eukaryota; Discosea; Longamoebia; Acanthamoebidae. The transcript is spliced from 11 exons. The record is from RefSeq and is a predicted model, not a curated record.
AUGAGCCAGUCGGUCAGCAAUGCAGCCUGGCUGGGCGAGCUGCCACAGGAAUGUGGCGCGUUGAUCAUGGGAUUCCUUGAUGGAAAGGACCUGUGGGCCUUCGUCUCGUCCUCUAAACGCUGGCGCAAGAUCUCAGACGAGCUGUCCGUGUGGGAGAAGAAGUACGAGAAGCGCUUCGGCAAGAACGCUGCCGUCCCGCGCCACCUGCAGGACACCACCUCGUGGAUCGAGCGCUACCUCAAGCGGUUGCGCUACGAGACGAACUGGGCGACCAAGCACUUCGCACCGCGCUGCAUAUUCAACAGGGGCACUCACUGGUGGACGCCGGUGACGGUGUGCCCUAUUUCGUCGGUCAAGCUCCAGGGCAACACCAUGGUCACCGCUGCUCCUCCGUUCGGUGCCUACGAGUUUGUGGUGAAGGUGUGGGAUGUCGAGCGAGUGACAAGUACGAACACUCUCUUUGGCCACGACGGUCCCGUGCGCUGCGUGCAGUUCGACGACGAGAAGAUCAUCUCCGGAUCCGACGACCACGACGUGAAAUACUGGCGACUAGACACGGGCCGGUGUUUCAAGACCCUCUCGGGCCACACAGAGCGCGUGUGCGCGCUCCGCUUCGACCAGCAGAUCCUCGCCACCGCCUCGCAGGACUUGACCGUCAGGAUAUGGGCGUCUGCGAGUGGAGAGCACCUCUCGACGCUCACGGGCCACAACGGGUCGAUCUGGUGCCUGGACUUCGCAGGCGGCCUCCUGGUCACGGGCUCCGCCGAUCAGUCGGCUCGGGUGUGGGACAUCGAAACGGGCAAAUGCGUCGGCUCCAUCACCGGCCACGCCGCGUCCAUCGCAUCGCUGCAGUACGACCAGUCGCUCAACCUGCUGCUCACCGCUUCGCUGGACAAAGUCAUCAAGGCAUGGGACAUGAGGCAGGUGUCGCGGCCAUGCACGCGCACGUUCUCCGGACACGGAGGACCCGUGGGCUGCCUCCAGUUCGACGCCAACAAAGUUCUCUCCGGGUCGUCCGACGAAACCGUCAAGGUGACCUCUCCACCUCAAGCCGGUGGCUUCCGUGAAGUGCUCACACCUUCUUCCUCCAUUGACCAGGUGUGGGACAUGGGUUCGGGCAAGUGCCUGUCGACGCUGUCGCAGCAGAGCGCCGUGGCGUGCCUCCACUUUGUCGACCACAGGCUGGCCGUGGGCACAAGAUCCACCCUCACCAUCUUCGACUACAACCACUACUCCGACCUCUAG